CCUCAUUGGCUGCGGGAGUCACGUGCCUGGAGCGGACGGCCGUCGGAGCCUUUCCUCGUCUGUUUGCUGCUGUCGGUCGUCCAGGGAGCGCCAGAGGGAGUCGGGCCGGCGCGGCGCGGCGCAGCAGCUGGGCGGGAUGGAGCCGGAAGAGUUGCCCGCCGCGGGGGAAGAAGACGAGCGCUUCAGGCUUCACUUGGUCACCUGGAAUGUGGGCACGGCUUCCCCGCCUCCUGAGGUCACCAGCUUGCUCCUGCUCAACUCAGAAGGGCCGGCGAUGGACAUGUAUGUUAUCGGUUUACAGGAGGUGAACUCCAAGGUCGUGAACUUCCUGUCCGACUUGGCUUUCGACGACCCCUGGAGCAUCUUCUUCAUGGCGGUCCUCUCCCCUUUGGGUUACGUCAAGGUCUCUUCCAUCCGAAUGCAGGGCCUCUUGCUGCUGAUCUUUGCCAAGCACGCCCACCUCCCCUUCAUCCGGGACAUUCAGAGCCAGUUCACCCGCACCGGCCUCUACGGAUACUGGGGCAAUAAGGGGGGCGUGGCCAGCCGCCUCUCCCUCUACGGGCACAUGGUCUGCUUCCUGAACUGCCACUUGCCAGCCCACCUGGAGAACGCCGAGCAGCGCCUGGACGACUUCGAGCACAUCCUGGAGAUGCAGCAGUUUGCCGGCGAGAAGGUUCCCGGGAUCCUGGACCACGACAUUCUCUUCUGGUUUGGGGACUUAAACUUCCGGAUCGAGGACUAUGGGCUGCAUUUCAUCCGCGAGUCCAUAAACGGCAGCCGGUUCAGUCUGUUGUGGGAAAAGGACCAGCUUAACAUGGCCAAGAAGAAGGAGAGAUUUCUUCAGGAAUUCAGGGAGGGGCCCUUGAAGUUCAAGCCCACCUACAAGUUUGACCUGUAUUCUAAUGAGUACGACACCAGGGGGCAGAAGAUGCUGCUUUGGUUUAACGGCAAGAAGCGGAAGCCAGCCUGGACGGACCGGAUCCUCUGGAGAGCGAGGCCUCCCUUGCGCCCUGCCCCGGAGGAGGGCGAGAUGCCGGAAGAGGGCUCCCUCUCGGUGUCCCUGCGCUGCUACGCCAGCCACAUGGGCUACGGCAUCAGCGACCACAAGCCUGUGACUGGGACCUUUGACCUGGAGAUCAAACCCCUGGCGUCCUCCCCGCUGGUCACGCUGCGCCCCGUGGGAGAGUGGAGCGCAGGGCACGACGUGACCGUCAGCUACUCCACCCUGCCUGAAUUUCCAAGCAGUGCCUGGGACUGGAUUGGUCUCUACAGGGUGGCGUUCCGGCACCCCAACGACUACGUGAUGUACGCUUGGGUGCAGGACAACGAGAUCUCCUCCGGGGAGGACGCCAGGCAGGUUUAUCUCGGGGCGGAGGAGCUGCCGGCGGCUGGAGGGGAGUUUCUCCUGGGCUACUAUAGCCACGCCCUUCAGUGCAUGGUUGGCAUCAGCCACCCCUUCCAGAUUCAGCCCAACCGGACAUCGGCAGAAAAGGACCCGCUGUGGGACGGAGUCGGAGCGACGGAGGAGCUUGACAGCGCCAGUUCCUUGUGUGACUUCUGAAGUGUGCCAGAGUGCUUGCGGUGGGGGGUGUGUGUGUGAGGGCCCCCACUGCCCUCUGCCUUAAUAACGGGGAGCACAUGUGCCAAAUCUGCAGAGGCUGGCGUGAGUUAGAGCUGUUGAGAACAUCGCCACUUAGGAACUAGGAAAACUGCUCUCACCCGGCACUCGGGCUCCCUGGCCUGCUCUGGACCAAGGCUGGGCCUGCCUUCAGCCGCUAGGGAAUCCUCGGUAGCUUUCCCAACGGAGCUCCCUUUCCCUCCAUCCUCCUUCAGUGACUUAACCAGGGCAGAAGGAGGUCUCCACUUCUCUCCUUCUCCCUUUUUUUCUAGGACAGAUUCUAGGAACCGUGUGGCUCGUGGCAAUAGAAUUAUUAUUAUUUUUUUAAAUAGUAUUUCAGAAUUAGCCUCUAUUGGAAGCUGAAAUAUGUUUUAUGUUAGGUGCAAUGUUUUGGUUGGUUUGAAGCAGGAGCUGUGGAACAGCUGGACACAGGGAGGAGGGUGCUGUCCCCAUUGUAUUGAAUCUCUUCUGUUGCCUGACCCAGGUAGUUUGAGUCUCCAGGAUUUCAGUCCUUGAUAUGACGAAGGUCACUCUGUGUCCGACAAGCUGCCCUUUGCAUCGAUUCUGGGAGCCCUCUAUGGACUUCUCUUGGUGCUAGGGAUAGCUGGAUUUUUGGCUGGCAGAAAUAGGGUGAGUCUCUUCCUGUUCCCCAAAAGCUGUGUGAUGAGAAGGCAUUCGAACUCACAACUUUCCUAAGCUAGGCCAACACUCCAGAUGGCCUGGACCCACCACAGAGACCCUUGUUGGCAAGCCUGCAACAGAUGCAGUGUGUCUGUGGGGGUGUUGCUCAACCUGCAAGCUUCUUGGCGGGGGACUCAUCCCGCUUCUUAAAAACCCCUGGACGUGUGCUUGUCCCAUGUGCUUUCCACAAUGGCAGGUCACCUGACUAGAAGUCAUUGAGUGGUGCGGGAGGGUAGGAGACGCGUGCGGACAUAUCCAGAAUCUGGGCACUUGCUGGCUGCUCUUUUUUCUGUAGAUAUGGGGCACCAAGUUAUCAAGGGCGUAGGAAAAAGCCCUGGACCAAAAUCACCACUGGACCUGUUCUUUGGCAAUUCCCAGGAUAAUGGAAUCAGGCACGUUGCCCCUUUUUCAAUGACAGUAGCCAUAGGCAGAUGUUCAAGUCAUGAUCAUCUAUAGCCACUGCCAAGAGAACGUCUUCUACUAGAAAGCCAUAUUUUUACAAAACCCUGAAAUGUUACAGGGAUGUGCAAAACACGUCAGUAACAGAAUCAGCAACCCUGUUCAAAAGUUCUGGUUCCAUUACCGACACAUUUUGCACAUUUCAGACACUCUACUAUUUGGGGGCUUUGUCAAAGUAUGCCCUUUUAGUAGGAGACGUUCUCUUGCGAGUGGGGGUAUAGAAUAUCCAUGUGAACAUUUUGCCUUUGGCUACAGCCGGUGGAAAAAGUAGCUACGUGCCUGAUUUGGUUCCCCUUGGAAUCGCCCACUUGAAUCCUUUUAACGGGAGGCAAAGUGAAUGUCGCAUUCCGUGUAGCUAUUAUGUGCAAGCACUUCUGAGCAUCUCUGGGUGAAGGGUCCCUGUUGGGUCACAAAGCUGCCCUUUCCUGCACUCUCGCCUCUGGAGGGUAAUCCUUCAGAUCCUUCUGGGCGAGCCGAAAUCUUCUUUUAUCCUUUGCUUAGGGACGUUGUAAACAUGGAACACUUUUAUAGAUGGGAACAAAACCCUGCAUAGCAGAUGAGUGGCUGUUAACGGCCUAGCUUGAAUCACUGCCUAGCGGAAUUCGGUGGCACGGAUCUGCUCGCUUUAAAUGGCUGCAAACCGACCCAGAUUUUUAAAAAAUAUAAACUGACCGAAGGAAAGGAAGAAAGUCUGGCUUCUGACAAGGCCACCACCUAGUGUGCGGCUGUCUCUUGCUCCCCGAAUCUUGGCUAGGACGAGAGAUUCCCUGGGGAGCAAACGAUGCCGAAUUGGCGCAUCCUGAUGCACGUCGCCUUGUUGCACACCUGUUGAUCGCAUGGGAGGUUUUUUGUGUUUUGCAAUAAAGAGGUGGUGAAACUGCCUGGGAGACGGUUAACCCGCAAAGGAAGUUUGCAAUGUGUUUUGUGGCUGGUCUGUUACAGCAUCCUGGUCUGUUGUGACUGGUCUGUUACAGGAACUGAAAAGUGAAUUUUCAUCCCCCCGCCCAUGUUACUUUGGAGUCUCCCAUCUGAUUCCGCCCUGCCUCUUUUGCUUUGCUGCUCCCAUCAGGCUGGUAUGCAUUUUUAGGAUUGGUCAGAACUGUGUAUAAUAUUUUGAAGCCAAGUUUGUGUGUGAGUGAGAGAGAGAGGAAUUAAUUCCAGACCGUCUCGGGAAGUAAUUCUUCUAGUAUAUUCCAGGACAUAGGAGAUAAGACUGACUAUUCCCUCUGACAAAUUCCCGGGCGGGGGGUUCUCAAGCCUGAGUUCCCAGGUGCCCUGGACUACAACUUGGCAGAGGGUGAUGGGAGUUGUAGUCCAACAUCAUUGGGAGCAGUGGGGCUAACUCAGAACUGUUUGGGGAGAACCAAAGUAGUUGGGACGCGGUGCCCGGGCCCCUCUGGAGCGAUGCCGCCCCGGCUGUAUUUUACCGACGCUGCCGGUCUUGGCUGUUAAACGGGGGUGUCGGUUUUUUGUACGGAUUCAUCUUGAGCCUGCAGGCUCCUUGUGUGGCUUUUGAGGGCGUGGGGCGGCAACGCUUGGAAUAAAGAUGGAGCUGCUGAGCUUUUCAGACCCGC
Molecule: messenger RNA, 4332 nt
Organism: Hemicordylus capensis (graceful crag lizard)
Lineage: Eukaryota; Metazoa; Chordata; Lepidosauria; Squamata; Cordylidae
Gene: INPP5K
Product: inositol polyphosphate-5-phosphatase K
Exons: 13
Coding region: 137-1561 (474 amino acids)
Biological process (GO): negative regulation of phosphatidylinositol 3-kinase/protein kinase B signal transduction; negative regulation of glycogen biosynthetic process; phosphatidylinositol dephosphorylation
Cellular component (GO): ruffle; plasma membrane; endoplasmic reticulum
Molecular function (GO): inositol bisphosphate phosphatase activity; phosphatidylinositol-4,5-bisphosphate 5-phosphatase activity; phosphatidylinositol-3,4,5-trisphosphate 5-phosphatase activity
Source: RefSeq, a predicted model, not a curated record